GAAGUUUCAGUCGUCUAUAUUGUCUGAGUGAGGUGCGGCCAUGUUUUGAUUGCUGAAAUGGGUUGGAGUACAAAUAUAAGAUAAAAUGCCCAGUUGCAAACCCAAGACACGUUUUAUACCAGCCACGUGUGCUUGGACUUUACUUCUAGCAUGUACUACGCUGUUUUUCGUCUAUCCAUGUAUAGCAUUAUACAACAAAUGGGGCAUUUAUGUUCCAGUAUACCAAGGCGUUGUCACGCUAUUUGUGGUGCUCAAUUUUUCUUUAGCAACUUUUAUGGACCCUGGAGUCAUACCAAAAGCUUCGACAGACGAGGACCGGGAUGACGACUUCAGAGCACCGUUAUACAAAAAUGUUGAAAUUAAUGGCAUCACUGUGCGUAUGAAAUGGUGCGUGACAUGCCACUUUUAUCGGCCCCCACGUUGCUCACAUUGUUCCGUCUGUAAUCAUUGUAUUGAGACAUUUGACCAUCACUGUCCAUGGGUAAACAACUGUAUUGGCCGACGGAACUAUCGCUAUUUUUUUAUGUUCCUUGUUUCACUUUCUGUCCAUAUGAUAUCAAUUUUCACAUUUUCUUUAAUUCAUGUGCUGGAUAGAAAAGACCACCUUACUGAACCCAGGACCAUUAUAAGAUUUACAAAUGAUCCUGCUGAACCUACAAUUGUAAGUAUGGUUGUUAUGGGUGUCAUUGCGCUGCUCUUCAUCCCCAUUCUUGGUCUUACUGGGUUCCACAUGGUCUUGGUAAGUCGAGGAAGAACAACCAAUGAACAGGUCACUGGCAAGUUCAGAGGAGGCUAUAAUCCCUUUUCUCGAGGCUGCUGUCGCAACUGCUGCUAUAUUCUCUGUGGGCCUCAGUAUCCAAGCAUUAAACGACCAGCAAAAUAUAUCGGAAGAUACAGGUUUACUCCUUCCAUGAGCCCUCCAGCACCUGUUUCAACAAUAACCAGUCAAAGUCAAGUACGAGUGUACAUGGACAAUGGUGUGCAAGCUCCUAACUCUACUGCCUACAGUCAAGACACGGCAGGCUUGAUUACUCAGGAUAAUCUGGUGGAGGGGGGAGGGGCCGGUGCUUCAUCAGUAGCUGUGACCAGCAGUGCGGGGAGUGAAUGCGUGGAAGAUGGAAGUCAGCCCCCUCCAGGCAUGAGUCAGAGUCAAGACUGUGAGCCAACGCCCCCAUUGCCACGUCAUCCCUCCAAAACUAAUUUCUUCCAGCCUGAUGGACCACCUCCUCAUCACCAUCCACCCUACCAUCACCAUCACCAUCAUCAUCCAUACGCUGACUCUCCACGUAAAGCAAAUUCAAAUCAGCAAGUCGUAAGGCCACCACGCUCACCGCAGAGUUCAAGACCACGAGGACUGGAUGGUAGAUCAAGAUCCACCACUCCAGACCCACUGUCACCUGAUCGCCCUGUGCAGACAUCUCCUCCAGUUCCAGGAGGCCCACGUACUGGACCAUCAAGCCCUAAUGGGCAGCAAGUAUAUCAGGGUGUCCCUGGUUCUCCAACUCUUCAUCAUCGUAUGAAACAACUGGGUGGUGUACCAACACCUCUUGCUAUGUCCUCUCCACUGAGGCGUUCAAAUCCAAGUACUCCAACACAGCCUCGUCGACCUGAUUUUAUUGGCAUUGGCAAUGAUGGGACAAGAGGACCUCCUCAAUAUUAUCCUCAGUAUUCAUAUGAGCCACCUCAUAAUUCACAACCAAAUGGUUCCCCACAGCGUCGAUACAUGUCUGAAUCAGAGCUUAUACGACAGCCUUCUGAACCCAGUGGAGGUUAUCCUAGAACAGCCACAAUGUUUGAUAAUAUUCAGGAGCUAGCUGGAUCUCCUCAACAUGGUCAGUAUACUUGGAGAGACCAGUCUCCUCCACAGUAUUGUCAGCCUGGACCAGGGGAACCUGGUGUUGUUUAUCAAACUUGUGGACCACAUGAAUAUCGUUCAAAUCCAACCAGUCCAACUCAGACUUGUGCUCCCACUCAUUAUUACCCUUCCAUACAUCAUACACAAGUAGCAGGUGUUCAUGGGGCUCAUUACCCUCCAACUCAUCAAGCUACUUACACUCAUCAUAUAGGCCAUCCUCCACACCAAGGGUAUCCUCCCCAGCAGCCAAUGACUGUUGGCCGCAGGAAUUCUGGUCCAAGUCAUAUAGGGCCCCAAUCACCACAAAUUAGACGGAAGAAUUAUGCAGGUGGUUUAGUAACUCCACCUACCCCAACAGAAGGUGGUAGACCUAGCCCAGGUCAAAAACGACCAGUAUCUUUUGUCAGAUCUCUUGAUAUGAUGGAUAGCAUAGAAAUGUCUUCGCGUGGGCCUCCACAUCACCAAGGCCCUCAUGUGGUACCUCAUGAGGCACAUCAUGUGGUUCCACAUGAUGGGCACCAUGGAACUGUUUUUAAUCAGCGAGGACCUCAUGGUGGAACAUUGAGCCCUACUCAUACCCCAAAACCUGAUCAUCGUCUAGCCACCCCACAAGAUCUUGAUCGCCGUUCAACGUAUGACAUGAAUUAUGAAAUAAGUGUGUGAAGAACCCAGUUUACACACCAAGCAGAUGGGUAGCUUGAGUGUUUUUAUGUUUUUGUGUGUAUGUGUGAGUAUCUGUCCCGUUGUGAUGCAGUCAGCCACAAGAACGAAAGGGGGUUGAGGUGGUGUAGUGAUUUUGACAUUGUGCCAAGCCUAGUGUCCAGUGGAGCAAAACAUAGCAUGAGGGCAGACAAUAUGUUUUCUUGUCAGAAAUUGGGCACUACUUGCCAAUUUGCACCUAUGCUAGUCACUUUUUGUUUUAUCUCUUCCUCAAAGAUCAGUGUUACAAGAAAAUGAGCCUGAAGAGUUAGUGCAGCUUGGGUAACCAUGAACAAUUGCUACUGCUGUUAUUGACAGUAGCAGUGUGUUGCCUAGAACUUUGGCCCUCAGAUUUUACAAUCAACUAAAAGAAUUGAAAAAUGGGCAUUUAAAGUUUGAUUUCAGUUGAUUUAUUUUAUUUGCAUUAGUUUAAAUUACUGAAGAUAUAUUGUUUUUAUUUUGUAUUUUAUAAAUUUUAUAAAGAAAACUUGAAUUUGCAAUUGGAAUGGGAAAAUCUGUGAAAAAUCAUAAUAUAGCUGGUUCUGUGGUCCAUUUGCCAUGCCUUGUAACUGUAAUUGUGUGUGCAUUUUCCAAUCUUGCCAAUGCUCCGCAACACCUGCUUGGACCCUCGGGUACUGGAAUUUGCAGUAUUCUCCACCAAAUUGACUCUCCCUGUUUCCCUGUUAAUAUUCCACCACCUGCCACAAUACAUUCCUGAACACCAUAUACUGUAUGUUAAACUUCCAUUUUUAUAUGUCAGGCUCAGAUCAGAUCCUUGUUCCUUUCUCAAAGUUGGAAUUUGCUGUUAGUGAUUAUCAUUGCCAGUCUCAUAUUAACUGUAGUAUUACAUACAGACUAGUCAUCUUGUCUUUAUAUUUUUAUUUACUGGGUCAUUGUAUAUCAUAGAAGAGUAAAUUUGUGAAAUCGUUACUGGCAAACAAACUCAAAAUACAAACUGCCUCUUUCUUGCAAUGUUUUAGAUAUUUCAAAUUUGUUGAAUUUCUUGAAUUUUGCUUCUGUCUAAGCAUUAUUCUUAUUGGGUUACUUAUUACCAGACAUAUUCACAAAUUACUUGGGUAGGGAGCAGUAAAAGUGUUUACAACUUCUAUUCAGAGGUUUGCCAAUUAUCAUCAAAAGAAAAUUGUCAUGGUUUUUAAAAAUGUCCACCUCCACCUGAUCACCAUGCCUUUGUAAGUAAAAGUAACUUUUAAUUAUGUACUAUAAAUGGCUUAUCAUCUUUUUUCACCACUUACGUUUUCAGUUAAAUGUGUAAUACCUAAAUGUCAGCCUUUUGCUGCUUUUUUAUGUUAAAGCAGGUAACACUUUUUUAUGAAACAAAUGAUGUCAAUCUAGUCCAUUCCCUUGACAAAACUUAUUUUAUAUUGGAGCUGAUAUAUGUCACUAUGUAAGGAAAUGCGUAGGUUAUAUUUGACUGUAGAAGUUUGAGACAUCAUAAUGAUGUAACAGAAUUUCUUUGUGUUUUAACCAGAAAUUUUAGUACAUGCAAGAACAUACUUUAAUAGCAAAGUAUUCUUGAAGCAUAAUAAAUUAUUAGAGUGACAACCUUUACAUUUACAUUUUUAUCUACUUAGUUCAAAAUAUGAUUGAGAUUUUAAUAAAAAAAAUUUAUUGGAUUUAUGUUCUAAUUUUAUAAAUUAUUUGAUAAAAGCUUUCUUGGCUUUUGAUUUUUUAAUCAUAGAUGGUUGAAGGGAUAGCCAAUUUGGUGCCAUUUUAGCUCAGGCUUGAAGGGACUAGGGGAAAAGGUUACAGGAAGGACACCUUUGCCCCCCCCUCCCUUAAGUUUUAAGUUGCAGAGGUAAGCUGGCAGAGAGUCUAGGUAUAAGACUUGAUAACCUGAUUAAAUUGCUUUAUGGUUAACAAUAGUCUAAGCCUGUGUAAGAAUUCCAUAGUUUUGGAUUAUAGAUAGAUGGGAAAGUUGGUACCAUCAAGUAAUAUUGAAACCAGAGCAUUGGGUCACAUUGCUAGAUAUACUUGAGGCUCACCCCAAAACAAUUGAGUUGAGAUAAGACCAGUAAAGAAGUUGAAAAAUAAAUUAGAACAUAAAAAAUAACAAGGCAAAAAACAAUGCAGCUUUAGCUGAAGGAAUACUACGAAGAACCUUCAGUACAUUUACCUUAUAAAGGAUUUAUGUGCAAUAGCACAUCUCUAGCAGUUCUCCAAAAUUCAAAUGAAGGGGAGGUAGAUAGAAGUGAAUUGUAUUUAGCAUUAAAAAGUUUUGUUUUAGCUAAUUUUUCAAAGAGGACAACCAGAUAUCCCUUGCAAAUCUUGUGCUUAAAAAGCUAUUUUGGUGAUUAAAGGAAGAGAAUCAGUGUGUUUUGGAGCCAGAAGAUGAGAAAGGUUUAAAAAACUAUAGGACAAACGGAAACUUAUGCAUGCAAGAAGUUUAUAUUGAAAGGGGUCAGACUAGUGCAGUUUCUUUGGCAUUGUAUGAAUCAUUGAAGGAUACUUAUAAAUAGGUGCAAGAACUAGCAGUUCUUUGAAAAAACAAUGAAACGUCAUAUCAGUUUGUGCUACUUUGAGACUGGGUGCCAUCCAUAAGAAUGCAAGAACCCACUGCCAAGUUAUAAUUUGAUAAAGUCUAAGCUUUCUUAAUAAAGACAAAUCCUUCAGGCCAACCUUGUGUGAGCUGAAUUAAUUACCUCAGUCUUCUGGUUAAACUACUUAAUAAAUGAUGAUAGAGCAGUAUUCCCCAAAUGUACAUUCAAGAACCCUGCAGAACUUUUAAACAAAUUUAUAACAGAGGGCACACAAAUAAAGAAGGGCAGAACAUUUAAGACCCUGAAAAUUGGCAGUACUGUAUUACAAAAUAGCACCAAAGAAAAGAGAGGAUGGCACAAGCAUUUUUAUAAGCGUAAGCUAUAGAUAUAUCAUGACUGGAAGUAGGAUAAUAGAUGAAUGUCUUCAAGUUUAAAGGAUUUAGUCAGCAAAAACCUAUAAAUUUUUGGGAAAUGUUUAUUGGAACUUGAUUCUAAGCGUUUUAUUGUAUCAAGAUGAAUGCUAGAACAAUUAUCCUCUUUUAAGGAUAGUUGUAGUACACAAGUUAAAACUGUGUAUGUAAAAGAAAAAUCAGUGUUUACUGUAAUGACCAAAUUUCCACUGUUAUCCUGUUCAUAUGGAUCUUUAUACUGUUGUAUUAACCUUUUUAAUUUCUUUUCCACUAAAAUUUAAUGACAAUGGUACAGGACUUGAUGAUGUAAAUUUAGUAGUUUGCCUGUUCCAGGCUAAAUUAGAACUAAUUUGUAUCAUCUAUAAUUUACUAGAUGCUUAAUGGUCAAGGAUGCUGCAAAUUACCUUGUACAUGUAGGUUAUUGUAAUUUCUCCAGAAUAAAAAAAUAAAAUUUUUACCAAAAUAAAAAGAAAAAAAUUGGGGUGGAUUUCUAUCAUGAUAGUUUUUUCUUUCUGCCUAUUCAAGAUAGUGGGUACUUUCAUAUUUAUUUUAUUUUUGAAUGAAUAGUCCUUAUCGAGUUGAAGAAUGAGUGAGCACAACAUAGUAUGUUUAAACAUAUAGCUCUUUAUAGUUGAUUUUAUUUUCUUGUCAUUUAUUAACUCAAGAUCAAGCAAGGUUGUAGUCAUUUUUAAGCAUUCUAGAUAUAUACAACAGGUAUCAAAUGGUAGGUGAUAUGAUGACCCAGUAAACUUUAUUGAAAUUUUGCUAGUUUUUAUAAAAAAAAAAAUCAAAAUACAGUAUAUCCCGUCAUUUUGUAAGUCAUUGGAAGAAGAAAUCAAACACUUUGGUAUACAAUGCUUAUCUGUGAGGUGUGUCUUCUGAUAAGAGCCUGUAGCUAGGUCAAGAAUUGUUGGUGUUGUGUAACUGGAAAAUAUGAGUGAUGUUUGUGUUUAAUUUGUAGGAUAUGGUUUUGUGAAUGUAAUAUCCACUUGCAGAGAAAUGAUUCUAGUGUGUCCUUGGUUGGGCUUGUUAGUAGAAAGAUUAUUUUGUAACAGGAUAAUGGCCUUUUUAUAGGUUUCCCUGAUGUAUGUAAAUUCUGUCACAAAAAUACUGUCCACUGUAAUAUAACCUUUCAGAAUAUGGUAUAAUUUUAUGUAGUACCAAGUCAUAGUUAGUCAUAUUUUUUUUGUACAAUGGCAUUUUCACUAAAGAAAACAGUUCUUUUAUCUCUUGUGUGGCAGUUUUUCUCUAUGCAUAAUUCACAUAAAGAAAGGUUAUACUUCUUGUUAUUACUGUAGCCUAGAGUUGUAAUUUAUGUUGUACUAGCAAGUGGAGAAUGGAAGAAAUAUAAUUGCGUAUGUCGCAUAGGUAAGUUGUGUACAUCAAAGAGAUGAAAGACUUUACAUAAACAUGAAACUGCUUACAUUGACCCGAAACAAGUGCUCUGAGUAUAGCAGUUUCAUAAUAAAUGUCAUCUCUCUUCUAAGACAUUACACCACUGUUGAGGUCUUUCAGCAUUACUAGUAACUUUUUUUACAUGUUUACAUGUUUUGUAUGCUGAUAGAAUUCAGAUUUUCCCUUCUUUCAGGAUUAAACAUGUUACAGGAAACAAAAGUGCAUAUUUUUUACUGAAAUAUGUGUGUCAUGCAUUAGUAAACUAACUUAAACAGAUCUAAUUGAUUGACAACUUUCAGAAGUGGAAGCAGGGGCAUUUGAGAAGUACAGUUCUUCUAUAUUCUUUGCCAACUGCAAUUCUUCCAAAUUAAUGUGAUUUUCUGAACCUUCUUAGAUGAUGACAUCGUGUUUUUAUAAUUUUAAUUGCGGUAUGGACAUAUUUUUUAUUUGAUAACAAAGUAUUCAUUUUGGUUGUUAAGAAAACAUUGGAUAUUUAAUCUACUGGUGUUAGGAGGAUCUAUUCAGUUUAAUAACUGAGAUGAAGAACGUGUGUAUGAAAGUCAAAUUUGUUGUAUGAAUCUGUGGUUUGGGUCACCAACCAGCUUUUUGCUCAGAAUGCAGGUGAACAUCAUGUAUGAAAUUCACAUGAAGCAAGUAUGAAGUUUAUUGGGAAUGAAUAUCUUCCGAUUUUUGCGAUCAGACCCUUUUUUUCACAGUAGGUAGUUGCCAUUUAUGAAGGGAUAUUUAUCCAUUUUCCUAGUAGUACUGAUUCAGUCAUUUAAGUAAAGAUGGAGAGCAAUUUUAAACCAAGGGAAUUCUUUUUCUCUCGCAAAAACUGUGGAGAGACAGAUUCUGAUAGAAAUCCAAAGCAGGUGUUGAAUGUAAGAGUAUGUUGAGCAAACUAACAUUUGGGGAGCACAAUUUAGGUAGCCAAGUAUGCUGUUGGGUGUAUUAAGUUUGUUGAACUGCUGGUCAGAUCUAAAUGAAGAACACCAGUAUGAUUGUUCCCCGUAUCACUGAAAUAGGGUAUAUAAGUUUGUGGUCAUACAUGAUGCAAAAGAAUUACUACUAGAUGUCUCUUGCAGGAUUUAUUGUUUGUUCUGUUGAUGAUUCUGUAGAUGAUGUGCAACCAUAAUUUUCUUAUUUGUUUCUCUGAUUCAUAUAGAUCUGAUUGGUAUUUGUGCUUGAAAUGAAUCCCAUCCUUUUUUAAGUGUAGUUUUAACUCCCACUUACAUUCUCAAGAAGUGUUUUGGGGAUUUUUUGUCGGUGGUUGCUCUUAAGUAUUUUAUGAUUUCACUUUCUUAGUUAUUUAUUUUAAUAAGAAUAUGUAACCUAAGAAUAUCACAUUUGUAGUAUUCCAGCAUUUUUGUAGAUUUUUUCAUAUUUGCUGGUGUCAAUAACAGAUGUUUAUUUCAGUGUUUAAAUUGUUUUUAUUUUGUAGAGACCUUUUAAUCAUUGUUAUUUGAGAUUGCAUUAAAUUUUUUGGAUUUUUGAAUUGGUAUUUAAAAUACCUAAAGCUUGUUUUUCUUAGUUUUAACUCUGGGUUAUCCUUGGAAAAUUUUCUUGAUUAAGUGAAAAAUCUGAUAUAUUUUAGUUUUUCACAGAUUUUUAGCCAUAGGAGAUCAUGAAAGGAUUUGAAUGAACAGAUUUUAGAAAUAAUGACAACAGUAAAGUUGGACAAGUGGCUGUGAGGUUUUACAUACUCUAUAGAUUUUUUACAGCUAUCGUUAAAUAAUAAACUCACUCAGACAUGGUAACUUGUGAUGUGAAGCCAAGCUUCCAGUCAUUUGAAAUAGGGAACUUUUAUGUGUUUACCAUACAUUAGUGACUAAUUGAUGAGGUUUUUAAGACAAAUGACGCUCAGAAUUUUAGUCAUGCGUUCAUGUAAUUGUAUGUUGUUUUACUCCCAUAAAGGUAAUUUGUAAUUUAAUUGAGUUUAAGAAACUAGACAAUUGUUGUAGUAGUUUACAUCAAAAGUUUACAUUGGGUGUGAUGAUUCAUUAAUAUGAUCAUUUAAGUAUUGAUUUCUAUUAACAGUGAGUUAACAAUACCAAAGUGCAUUGCAGGUAUGAAAACUCAGAUGUCAUCUUUUUUAUGCUGUCCCAUUUUUAAAGUAUUAUUUCAACCCAUUUUGUGCUUUUGUAUGUUUGCUUUAAAUUUUCAGUAUUGUCAUCCCAAACGAAUCAUUUAGUAAUUAAUGUUGUAACAAAACCACUCCUAAACAGAUAAAUCAGGAUGGUUGAUUUUGUAUUUGACCUUACACCAUUGAAGAAAUAAAGAUUAUUUCCACUUAGUUCGCUAACCUUGUUUCUCAUUACGGGACAGUGAAGUUUUUUUGAGUUAUUUGUUCUCCUUAUGGAGGUGACUAUUAUGUACUGUAGUACGUGUCAAUGGCCAUAGUAGAUUUUAAAGUACUGUAUCUCUAAUGUUAAAUUAUCAAAGAAGGCAUCUUAGUUUCUUGUUUACUGAAAACAAAGACCUAAGAUAUAUAGAGAACCAUUGUGGGUAUGGCUAUAUGUAAAUUUAAAUUGUCUAGACAAGGUUGUAUUGUUCAUCACUGAAAAUGAGAAAUGGGAUAGAAAUAUUAGAUUAUUGGUUCUGUAUGUUUUUCUUUGUUUCAAUAUAUAUGAUGCAUUUAUUAAAAAAAGAUCAUAACACAUAACUCCCCAUGACACGAUGACUGAGAUAAAUCAUUGUUUCAUAAUAAGUAUGUAUAGGUUUUCUAUAUAUUUUACAUUUACCUUGAAAAUGGACACCAUUUCAUUUUGUGUAUAUCUUCGCCAAUCAUGAUUAGUUAGCAGCAGCAUUUCACUUUGUAGAAACUUCCAUAGUUACCAUCACACUUCUAGUGGUAUAUCAGCACUGGAAAUCCCUUUUAUUGCAGCUAGCCUCUUUAUUACUGUACUGUUAGGAAUUAUUGUGCAUUGAAUGGAGGAAGACUGCCACUGUUGUUCACUGGUCAUGAUUGAAACUUUUAACACAAUCAUUUCAUUCCAUGUGUACCUUAUCAUAAUAAAUCAUUAUUGUCAGAGCUCAGAGCCCCCCCCCUCCUCCCCCCCUCUCUCUCUCUCUCUCUCUCUCUCUCUCUCUAUCUCUCUCUCUCUCUCUCUCUCUCUCUCUCUGGUCUUGCAGCUAUCAGCAUAAAGCCAGAUCAUUCCACAAUUGUAUUACACAGUAAUUUUACUGGACUUGCCUUGUUCCCAAAUCCCAUCACUCGAACUAGCUGAAUUACUCUAUCUACUUUACUUCUUCUGUAGAUACUGUAUAGAUUUUAGGAAACCAAUUUGUACUUCAUCUGUCACAACUAAAUAACUGUCAUUAAGUUAUUAAUGUUCUCUUUUGUAAGUUCUCCUGUCGUAGCAGUGUAGUGUCAGGAGAACGGUAUCACUUAACUUGGAUGGCUAGUUUAUCCCUUGGUCUGUUGCAGAACUUUACUCCCUUCACUUUCAACCAUCAAGCCAACUGCUGGUAACAUAUGGAGUGGCAAUGAGAAACUUACAGAUAUCUGGAUCUUAUCACUGUACUUCAUGUCCUUCACUCUUUUGGAGCUCAGGUAGCCUCUGUCAUCUUUUGCUGCUGAAGAUACAAGUUUGGAUGAUGUUUAUGGCUUCCCAUGUCCCUAUUUCUCACAUCCUCAUUAUUGUUUGAAUGAUAUUGAUACUUGUCCCAGUGCUCACUGUGCUCUCUCCCCCAGUCUGUCUACUUCUCACUUCCUAAGCUUAUUUUUUAUGGUCUGCUGUGUACAUAAGAGGCUGCUUGUCGAUCUCCCCUUAGUCAUUUGUAUAAAGGAUUUACAAAUUAAAGAGAGAAAAUAUGUACAUAAAAAC
Molecule: messenger RNA, 10684 nt
Organism: Macrobrachium nipponense
Lineage: Eukaryota; Metazoa; Arthropoda; Malacostraca; Decapoda; Palaemonidae
Gene: Zdhhc8
Product: palmitoyltransferase ZDHHC8-like
Exons: 10
Coding region: 86-2518 (810 amino acids)
Biological process (GO): protein palmitoylation
Molecular function (GO): palmitoyltransferase activity
Source: RefSeq, a predicted model, not a curated record